GUAGCAAAUCAAAGUUCAGGCUGCAACGAGUACGAACCCUAGUAGAACCCCCGGUAUGGUUGCGGGUAAAACGGCGGACCCGGGCGCACGGCAACACAUCAACCGGCUAGGGUUCUGCGCGGUCCCGACCCAGCCUCGCAGUCGCAGGUAGGGGUGCAGGCUCCCCUUUGCUUCCGCGGCGCCAAUCCGCCGCCGUCGUCGUCGCCGUUGCCAGCGGCAGCUCUCCUCGCGCGACGUGUAUCCCGGUGCGUAUCCGCCCCGCACGCUCGCCGGUCGGUCCGCACCCUUCGCCAAACCACCUCUCAGGUUCUUUAGAAGAAAACAGGAAAAAUCAUCACAUGGAUAUCAUGCAGACAAGUGAUUCUUCACAAUAUGGAGUUGUGGAAAACAGCCCCUAUAGAUUUCCCUAUGAUAAACGCGUUGAAGAUGGCAACCUUGGUGCCUCGUGGUAUUUUAGUAGAAAAGAAAUAGAGGAGAAUUCCCUUUCAAGAAGAGAUGGCAUUAGUCUGAAGAAGGAGUCUUACCUUCGCAAGUCAUACUGCACUUUUCUUCAGGAAUUGGGAGUGAGGCUUAAAGUGCCUCCAGUGACAAUUGCUACAGCUAUAGUAUUCUGUCAUCGUUUUUUCCUUCGACAAUCUCAUGCCAAAAAUGACAGACUGACAAUAGCCACAGUUUGCAUGUUCUUGGCUGGUAAAGUUGAAGAAACACCCAUACCCCUGAAGGAUGUCAUACUAAUUUCUUAUGAGAUCAUCCACAAAAAGGAUCCUGGCGCUGUUGCUCGAAUUAAGAAAAAGGAAGUCUAUGAACAACAGAAGAAACUUCUUUUAAUUGGGGAGCGUGCUGUGCUUGUAACACUUGAUUUUGACUUCAAUGUGCACCACCCAUACAAGCCCUUGGUUGAAGCAAUAAAAAAACUCAAGAUUGCUCAAAAGGAACUUGCUCAAGUUGCCUGGAGUUUUGUCAAUGAUGGGCUGUGUACAUCUCUUUGCCUGCAAUUUAAGCCCCAACAUAUUGCGGCCGGCGCAAUCUUCCUUGCCGCGAAGUUCCUUAAAGUCAAGCUUCCAGCAGAUGGCGAGAAGGUCUGGUGGCAAGAUUUUGAUGUAACCCCAUGGCAGUUGGAAGAGGUUAGCAACCAAAUGAUGGAGCUCUAUGGGCCACCACCAUCUCAAGGGACUGAUAAUAAAAGCAGCUCUGCAAGUUUAGCCAAUCAACAUGCCCUGGAGAAAGCUCCUGGAGCUGCUGAGGAGCCUCCUGUGCAUAAAAACCAUCCAGCAUCCAGGCAAUCGAGCUCGGCAGACUGCCAUGGACAUAACCAGCAUCACCCUGAAAGGCAAGACUCAAACCAGAGGAUAGCACAAACCGAAGCAAGGGAUGGCACUGGCACUAGCAAUGAAGGCCCCAAUACGUCGCCAUCAGCGAUGGAUGCAGUGGAAACGAUGGACAAGGAUCAUGAGAAUGCCGCUCACACGAGAAAGGACACCGAAGCCAUGGACAGUCAAGAAUGCCAUUCCCUCGAGCCCGGCAGUCUAAAGAGGAAGGAGCACAGUAGCCAUGAUCGCAGCAGCGAGAGGGACGUCAAGAGGACGCUGUCAUGAGAGGAGGUACUUCCUCCGUCUUAAAAUAAGUGUCUCAACUUUGUACUAGUUCUAGUACAAAGCUGUACUACUUAUUUUGGGACGGACGGAGUAUUCAUCACCAUAACACCCUGGGCGUAACAAUCGGCAGAGUGGUGGCAUUGCGCGAUGCAGUGCAGCAACCAGUGUCAAGCCUAUUCUUUUUUCCGUUUUCUGUUGCAGGAGCUAUCUCUGUCCUUGUUGGCCAUGUUGGAGAUUUGAACCGUGAUUGGAGAAUAUGGCAUGGUGCGUACAUGUUCAAGUGUUGAUGUCGUGGAAACAUUGGGUUGGGCGGCCGGUCCGUGAUGCGAAAAUUAUGCAGACAUAAGUGUGUCGUGCAGGUUUGAUUGA
Molecule: messenger RNA, 1964 nt
Organism: Hordeum vulgare subsp. vulgare (domesticated barley)
Lineage: Eukaryota; Viridiplantae; Streptophyta; Magnoliopsida; Poales; Poaceae
Product: cyclin-T1-3-like
Exons: 7
Coding region: 339-1595 (418 amino acids)
Biological process (GO): positive regulation of DNA-templated transcription, elongation; regulation of transcription by RNA polymerase II
Cellular component (GO): nucleus; cyclin/CDK positive transcription elongation factor complex
Molecular function (GO): cyclin-dependent protein serine/threonine kinase activator activity
Source: RefSeq, a predicted model, not a curated record